Messenger RNA from Hippopotamus amphibius kiboko, 2638 nucleotides. It is a transcript of the gene LRRC75A, whose product is annotated as leucine rich repeat containing 75A. NCBI's taxonomy places the organism in Eukaryota, Metazoa, Chordata, Mammalia, Artiodactyla, Hippopotamidae. The record is from RefSeq and is a predicted model, not a curated record. The transcript has 4 exons. The coding region runs from base 135 to 1151 and encodes 338 amino acids.
CCGCCCCCGCCCGCCCGCGCGCAACAGUUCCCCCAAAGUUGCCGCCCGGGAGGCGCGCGCCGGGCGGCCGCGGGGCGGGCGGCGGCGGCGGCGGCGGGGACGCGGCGAGCGCGGGCGGCGCGGGGAGAGGCGGCAUGGGCACCCGGCAGACCAAGGGCAGCCUGGCGGAGAGAGCCAGCCCCGGCGCGGCGCCCGGCCCCCGCCGCGAGCGGCCCGACUUCUGGGCGUCGCUGCUGCUGCGCGCCGGGGACAAGGCGGGGCGCGCGGGCGCCGGCGCGGGGCUGCCCCCCUACCACCGGCGCGUCGGCAUGGUCCAGGAGCUGCUGCGGAUGGUGCGCCAGGGCCGGAGGGAGGAGGCGGGGACGCUGCUGCAGCACCUGCGCCAGGACCUGGGCAUGGAGUCGACCUCGCUGGAUGACGUCCUGUACCGCUACGCCAGCUUCCGGAACCUGGUGGACCCCAUCACGCACGACCUCAUCAUUAGCCUGGCCCGACACAUCCACUGUCCCAAGCCGGAGGGGGACGCGCUGGGCGCCAUGGAGAAGCUGUGCCGGCAGCUGACCUACCACCUCAGCCCCCACUCCCAGUGGAGGCGGCACCGCGGGCUGGUGAAGAGGAAGCCGCAGGCCUGCCUCAAGGCCGUCCUGGCCGGGAGCCCCCCGGACAACACAGUGGACCUGUCGGGCAUCCCGCUGAGCCCCCGUGACCUGGAGCGGGUGACCAGCUACCUGCAGCGCUGCGGCGAGCAGGUGGACAGCGUGGAGCUGGGCUUCACCGGCCUCACGGACGACAUGGUCCUGCAGCUGUUGCCGGCACUCAGCACGCUGCCCCGGCUGACCACGCUGGCCCUCAACGGCAACCGGCUGACGCGGGCCCUGCUGCGCGACCUCACCGACGCCCUCAAGGACCCCAGUAAGUUCCCCAGCGUCACGUGGAUCGACCUGGGCAACAACGUGGACAUCUUCUCGCUGCCCCAGCCCUUCCUGCUCAGCUUGCGCAAGCGCUCCCCCAAGCAAGGCCACCUGCCCACCAUCCUGGAGCUGGGCGAGGGCCCAGGCGGUGGGGACGAGACCCGGGAUGAGACCGUGGACCAGGAGGACCCUGGAGGGGACUGGGAGGGCAGGGAGACUGUAGGUGCAGCCCAGACAUGACAGGGAGGUGGGGGCCUCACCAGGGAGUCCUGCUGGGGUAGGACGGCCGAGGCAGGCUGGGGGCUCCUACCAGGGCUCGGGCCACCAUCCAAAAUGGGCUUGGGCAGUAUCUCCCCCUGUGGGAAGCCAGAUGGUAGCAUCUGGAAAAGGAGGACUUAAUUCGUCUCUGGUCCUCUCCAUCUCCCCCUGGUCAGUCCACAUCCACCUUUGGCUCCCGAGUUGUCAUCCCUGGCUCAAGAGGAAUCAACCCUCAGCCCCCAACUUGUGGGUGCAGUUUGUGGGUGCAGUAUAAGUGCUGGGAUACUGGAAGCGUAAGCUAACGUGAAUGAAAGCGCUUUCCCCCAGAAAAGGAGUGUAACUGCAGCCCGACGUCCAACCCAGGAUUUUCCAAUCCUGAAUUACAAACAUCCAAGGCAGCAAACUCCAGCCACCUGCUGGACAUGCCCCUGAUCAGGGGCUGGGGUUGGGGAGUGGCUGCUAGAGACCCCAGGAGCCUCAUCCCCACAUGGACUGAAGGGUGUCUGCCUCCUCCUUGUGGAGCCCUGGGCUCCUUGGAAUCAACUUCCCUGUCUCAGCCUCCAUUUACAAAGGCCCGUCCUUCAACCUGUGACCCCAGGGGCCUACCCAUGGUACCAGCCACCCCCAUACCCUUCAGUAUUUAGGGCAUCCUAGGAAGUCUGGGCCUGACAGUACAAACAAAAUACAAGACCACCGCACACCACCCCCUCUCCAGACCACCAGACCCUCACAUGGGUCAGUGUUGCUUGGGUACAGGCCAGAGCCAGCCUUGCAUCCUUUUAAAAGGACCUAAAUUUUAAAAUUUCCCUAAAAUCCCCAAAGUUAAUUCUUGCUACUUGAAGCACAUCCCCAAAAACCCAGGACCACAAAGAUGAGGUACCUCCAAGCAAGACAGCUGGGAGGAGGGGGAAAAAAUAUUCAAGUUCCCAAGGGAAGUAAGAGAUGUCUUGGCCCUACCAUCCCUUACCCAAGGCCUGUUGGCUAAAAACCCACCCCUUUCAGGCAGUCAGCAAGUCUGGGAAACUUGGAAUCAUCCUUGAGCUAGAGAAAAUACCUCUGGGCACCCAAUGCUGGUGAACCAGAAACCCUCAGGCAAACAGCAGGCGGCUACAGAAGCGCAGCCUGACCCGCCUCCAGCCUCAUGCCAGGUAGGCAAGACCUUCACACCGAAGGUAGAGAUGGGAGUGCAUGAAGUCUGUGGUACCAUGCCUGCUGCUGUGGGCAGGCGUGGCAUAGAGCCUCAGGAGCUAAAGGAAGGCUAUGCAAAAGGACAGAGCCCAGAGGGACAGGGACGGUGUACAGAUGCCUUAAGUGCUUUGGGAUUUUUGCCCAAGUCUCAAGUGAAGAGGGAAGAACAGCUUAGACUGACCAUAAGGCAAGGCGACCAAGUACUAAUACCAGGACCACUAAUAUCUGUAAGCAGUGAUUGAACUUGACUUUUUCUUCAAAUACACAUUUGUAAGAACCAA